This is a messenger RNA of Fonsecaea pedrosoi CBS 271.37, 984 nucleotides long. RefSeq lists its product as uncharacterized. Gene Ontology annotation, molecular function: methyltransferase activity. Bases 1 to 984 code for a protein of 327 amino acids. The record is from RefSeq and is a predicted model, not a curated record. The transcript has 7 exons. Lineage: Eukaryota; Fungi; Ascomycota; Eurotiomycetes; Chaetothyriales; Herpotrichiellaceae.
AUGAAUACACCACCGGACAACAAUAAUCAGAACCAGCAGAUCACACAGGCGGCUAUAGAGCCAGACUCGCCGCCGGAAGACGAAGGCUUUGCAGAAUCGAGUACGUCUAGUUACUGUACCUCGAUCCAGUCGGAGAUCAGAAACGGGCGGAUUGAGAAUGGUCGUGUAUAUGCCGCGUACGGACGAAAUGAAUAUGGCUUGCCCGUUGACGAUUACGAGCUGGACCGGAUCGACAUGAACCACGAAAAGUACACUCUACUGCAGAACAACAAGCUAUUUCUUGCCCCGUUGCCUCCGAAUCCCCAGAAGAUGUUAGAUAUUGGCACCGGCACAGGAAUCUUUGCCAUCUACCUCGCCGAUAUGUUCCCGUCGGCCAUAGUCCUCGGAACGGAUAUUUCGCCCAUCCAACCCCCAUGGGUCCCUCCCAAUUGCCAGUUCGAAAUUGAUGAUGCAGAAGAAGAUUGGCUGUAUCCAGAAAACUCAUUCGAUUAUAUCCACGGCCGAGAUCUAUACCACUCGAUUCGCGAUUGGCCCAGGCUCAUUGGGCAGGCGUACAGCCACCUCAAACCGGGAGGGUACCUCGAACUUGCCUGCGUGUGGCCAGUGCCCAAGAGCGAUGACGACAGCUUGCCCAAGGAAGGAUCAGCGUACGUCGAGGUGUGCGACACGUUCCAAGAGAUCGCGGCUCGUAUCGGGGCCGCGCCUGACGCUCCUUGGAGCUACAGGUCGUGGAUGGCCGAGGCCGGUUUCCAGAACAUCCACGAGCACAUCUUCAAAAUCCCCACCUCUCCGUGGGCUCGGGAUCCAAGGCUAAAGAAGGUCGGUGCGUUGGAGCUGGUGAAUGUCAUGGAAGGCGCACAGGCAUUCUUGCUUCGGGGCUAUACAGCAAACAUGGGCAAAACGCGAGAGGAAUUGGAGGUCUUGCUGGCGCAGAUGAGGAAGGAGCUUGUGAACCAACGGUUUCAUAGCUAUGUUUCAUUGUAG